CUAAUAUCAAAAGCCCUCUACCUGAUAGCUAUGUCAAUUGUCUCUAAGCUAGUGCACUUCGUGUGUUGACUUCACCAACCAAAUUCGUGUUCGGCCAUUGAACUAUUCACCGAAAUAUUAUGUCACAGGAAGCUAUGGAGAGUAAUAACAUAAUUAACACGUUCUGUUUCCGCCUCCCACUGCGCACCGGCUGUCUGCUCAUUGGCUGGUACGAUAUCGUGUAUGGACAUGCAAUGGUGUUGCUGUACCUAGCAUCGAUGUAUUCCGGUUAUUUCCAUGUAAAUGGUAUAUACAAGUAUGCACUUACAAUUGACUUCAUAUUUACAAUAGUCCAGCUCCUAAGUGGUGCGGUCCUUGUCUAUGGAGUGAAAUAUAGGACAAUAGGUUUGGUCUUGUUGAGUGCCGUGAUGGGAGUGGUGCUGAUGGUGUCUGACGUUGUCGGGGACGUGCUCUUAGGAUUAUCAUUUCCUGGCAUUUCGGCUGAUAUUAGUAUCCUUGCCGGAAUCCUUCUUCUCACUUUUAUUGGUAUCAGAGGAUACUGGACAUUUGCAAUUUAUUGUUACUAUGUGCAACUUAAGGAAGAACUGUAUUUGACUAACAAGAUCCAGAACACCAUACCAGACAUUGUCCAAUCAACUUCUUAGAAAGUUUAUUCAGUUAUAAAAAGACUUCUUGUAAUCACUACUUAGGCUGAAUAAAACAUUUUCGAUAAAGAA
Homalodisca vitripennis (glassy-winged sharpshooter) is the source of this 716-nucleotide messenger RNA. RefSeq lists its product as uncharacterized. The transcript is spliced from 6 exons. The record is from RefSeq and is a predicted model, not a curated record. NCBI's taxonomy places the organism in Eukaryota, Metazoa, Arthropoda, Insecta, Hemiptera, Cicadellidae. The coding region runs from base 120 to 644 and encodes 174 amino acids.